GCGGACAUUCCAUGGUGUGAAUAACAACACGUAAACAAAUCAGUUGUCGGACAGAAACAUGUUGACUUUCAGCAAGAUAUUGCAUUGAUUUGAAUCUAUGAUGGCAACAACCCGUCCUAGGGAGCGGGAAGAAACAUGGGACAAGCUGCAAGAGAGAUUGCAAAGAAGAAGAAAAGAUCAAUUGUCUCGAACUGGUACUGCAAGCAGUAACAAUUCAUAUCGUAAAACGCCCCCUAGAGGUAGAAAUGGAUAUCACAGAACACCACCUCCCAGACAUCUACCAAGUCUGGACUCCCCGCCUGGUUAUAUGACAGCUCCAGUUGAUUCACCAGUUUCUGGUCCUUAUCCAAGUCUGGGACCACUAAGACGAACCUCUUAUGAAGUUGUACCACCACUGAUGCCACACAUUGAUGCAUAUGAAAGAGAUCCCUUUUCAGAUGCUGAUAGUUAUGAUCCCAGAGUAGCAAAAGGUUACAGAGAACCAUAUCGUAGUCAAGACGAUAAAAAACACCAUAGCAACCGUCAUCACUCUAGACCUAAUCCUUAUCAAAACGGUUAUGUAGAUCCAGCCGCUUUCAACCGACUCACUGACCGAACUAAUUACAGUGGACUAAAACACGAUAGGAGUCAUCGUAGCCAUAGUUACCAGCCAGAGAAGUCACAUCAUCAAUCAAUUACAAAUGGCCACACAAGUACUAAUAGAUCUGGAAAAUCAAAAAUACAUAGUUCUUUACAAGAUCCCUAUUCUGAUCUCCGAUACAAUGGACUUAAAAAACCCAUGUAUGAUUCUUAUCCAUCAAUGAAAAAACGUAAAAAGAAAAGAAUCUAUGUGAAGUAUCAUAGGCCUGGAUCAGAUACUUCCAAUCGGACAAGUACUGCUCAGAGUGAACCACAAUAUCUUCCCGGUGAACAGAAAUAUUUGAGUCCCAGUCUGCAAUAUUUACCGGGGAAUGAACGAUCACAAUACGGACAUGCAAAUCCCAAUCUUCAGUAUAUAAAUCCUGAACCAAUGCAUUUAAACCAGUUUGCAUCACCAGGACGAGGCCCUAUAGCUUAUUUAACCGUAGGACCAGGCUAUGCUAAUGACAAUGAACCUAAGGAGUCAGAUCCGGUGAAUUAUCCCAUUCUUCCUGUAGAUGAUGAUGACUUUAGUGGAAGACAUUCAAAGUAUGACCACCUAGGUCCAUUCUUAAAAGGAAGAAAAAAGAAGAAACAUAGACGACGAUUCUCCACACCGGAUGAUGCAGCUGUUGCAAUACAGAGUAUGUAUAGAGGCUAUGCCACUAGGAAGCCCAAAGAGCAUCCUGCUUUUAUUCCGUCCAUUCUUACUUGUGAAGACAUAGUUGAUGAAACUGUAGAACAAAUGGCAGAGGAGAUUGUCAUUGGUGUUACUGAUACAAUAGUUGAUAACUAUAUGACAGAUAAAUGGAAUCAUAAAGACCACAUUGAUGACUAUGGUACUACACUGCUAGAUGAUAUUGUUGUAGAGAGUGUAGAAUUAGUCGUAGCUGAUACAAUCGAAGAUUUGGUACAAGAACAUCUCAAUAAAGCUGCCGUGUACGACUCAUUUAUGGAAAUAUUUGAAGAUGUUGAAAAGCCUUACAUUGAGGAUGCUGUACGAGAAGCCAUCUUUGAAGUGAUACUAGAAGAUUACAUCAGUGAGUUCGUGGAAGAUGAACUGAACGUGAUACACAGUGAGUUAGCACAGGAGACAUUAGCACGUUAUGAUGCGGCCGUUAUCAAAAAACAACUCAAAGACGUUUCUCAACACGCUGGUGAAGUGCUUGUUGACAGUUUUUUUCUGGAUUACAUUCUCACUGUGAUUGCAAGGAAUGGAAAAAUCUGGACUGAGAGAGAAUACUUUGAUAAGUUCCUUGAUGCAACCAUACUGGAUGUAUUAUUUCAUCAGUAUUACAAUGUACGUGAUGAGAGGAAAUGCACAGAAGAGAACAAAUCACUGAAAAAACACCAUGAAAAAGUCACAUCUAAUAUUGCUACUGAUGUGUUAUUAACCGAGCUUUGUGAACAGUUGGAUGAAGACAUGGAGGACUUGCAUGAAUAUGAAGUGGAAUUGGACAAACCAGAGGAGGAAGAAACACCACGGUACACCCCUGACCCAGUGCACCCACCAAUUGAUCUCCGCGACUGGAUGGGAAAAAGUAAUAUUCUAAAAGUGUGA
Saccoglossus kowalevskii is the source of this 2179-nucleotide messenger RNA. RefSeq lists its product as uncharacterized. Lineage: Eukaryota; Metazoa; Hemichordata; Enteropneusta; Harrimaniidae. Gene Ontology annotation, molecular function: protein binding. The record is from RefSeq and is a predicted model, not a curated record.